Messenger RNA from Cyclopterus lumpus (lumpfish), 2486 nucleotides. RefSeq lists its product as uncharacterized. The record is from RefSeq and is a predicted model, not a curated record. Lineage: Eukaryota; Metazoa; Chordata; Actinopteri; Perciformes; Cyclopteridae. The coding region runs from base 413 to 1192 and encodes 259 amino acids. Gene Ontology annotation, cellular component: external side of plasma membrane. Gene Ontology annotation, biological process: negative regulation of T cell proliferation; cell surface receptor signaling pathway; immune response. The transcript has 7 exons.
CAGAUGUAAGUGGAGGAGCAGCGAUAGUGGGUGGGAGAUAACAAACAGUCCAGGAGAGCAUUGCAAAUUAGAUGAUUCAACAGCCAUCAGGGAGAAAAGACAGGAGCCGUGAAAUGCAAGAAAACUGGCAAAGGGCUUCAGAGCCCUGAUGCUAUGACGCAUAGCCGCAUCCACUCCAAAACAAGGGUUCACCCACAGAGACCGACUCCUCCGGGUGUCUCCUCGAUAUCAGCACUCUGUCACCAAGACGGAUGAAGAGGAAACCUCAACAGCAAAACAAGGGGCGACACAAAUAAGGACACGUCUUAGGGAAGUGAUUUAUGCAGAGAAGCACCGCGAGGGAUCGAAGACUACUUGAGCAGAGCUGAGGAGAAGCACCAGCCCUCCUGAGUGAAAUGCAAAAGAGGGCACAAUGGAGUACACACUAUUGCACACGCUCGUCUGGCUUCUACCGGCAUUCACUUUUACGACACAAGAGUUGGUGAAACUGAGCGUUAGUCCCGGGAUCACCGCGGAGUGCGGCGACCGGGUCAUCCUCAAGUGCGACGUGUCAUCGUCGCGAAAGGGACUAUCAAUCAAACACAUGGAGUGGUUCCAGAGCCGCACGUCGGUCUGCUCAGUGGACGGGGAGGGGAAGAUCAAAAACCACACCCAGUCUCCGAGUGAUUUCUAUUGUGAGUACCAACACGGACAACUGUCCCUCGUCCUCACGAGAGUGAAGCCACUGGAGAGAGGAAACUACACGUGCAAGCUGCAGUCCAACCGGGGCGCUCUGCACGCAGAUACGAGCGUGGAGUUACAAGAGUGUUGUGGGGCCGCUGAGAGUGUCUGGACGAAGGACCGACUCACCUGCACCUUCAAAAAUGUCUACCCGGACGGAGACGUGCACUGGUUUCACGGCUCCCACAAGCUGGCAAGCUCUGGGAAGCAACACACCUCAAAACAUAUGGAAAAAGAGGGUUGGCUGACCAUUCAAAGUUACCUGGAACGGAAGAGUCCACACGUGCCCUACAACUGUUCCUUGAUGAGUGCCGCGUCUGGGCGAUACAUUGCGAGCCCUUUGGUACUGAAUCCAGAGUCCCGGGCCAGCGUCGGAACACAGGGACACAAGGACGGGAAUGGAGUCGGAUCACACGGACCGGCGUGGACACUUCUCUGUAUUUCACUCCUACUUGCUGCCACACUGCGAUAAUAGAUUUGCUGAAGUACAGCCACAUGAUUAGAUAUCAGGUUGACGCGGUGGUUAACAAUGAUUAGGAACAAUGAGGUACUGAGAUUUCUUUUCCUAUGAGUCAUCCUGCAUGGUCUCAUGGUUUAUUCGUCUUCCUUUUAGCUCUCGAUGGUCAAUAAUCAUUAUGCUGUAUACAAUACCUUUUUGUUGUUGUUUUGUUUCAAUAGAGAGUCACUGGUAAGUGAGCAGAGCUUGGUGGCUGCAUUACUCUCAAACACACUCACACACCCACACACACAUAACUGCAAAUGACCAGGGAGUACGUUUUGGCUACUGGUUAAAUUUUGCCUUCAGAUUUAUUUCUGAGAGAGUAAGAUAAAAAAUGUCUGCUGACAGGUGUGUCCACCGCGUGUCCUCUGGAUGGUCGAAUGACUACGAUGUGAUUGCACGCUUUCCGCACGAGCACGAUGAAGUGUCUGUCUUGAACAGAAUACAGACAUUAAAAGAUGGGCUCUGCCCAUGAAUUCCCCUCAAUCACACAGAAGCCUUUGUGUGCAACAUAGAUGGACCCACGAAGCGCUCAGUGAAGCGGUCGUGGACGGAUGCUGCCCUCUGGUGAGCUGCGGCUGUGGUCACUGUGGGAUGUUUCUUCUACCAGCCCUCAGUCUUGCAGUGCAUCCUCCGCAGAGGAGACAUGCGGGAGCCUGUUUCCAGACCGAAGGACUCUCUGCUAAUGGUGUCACUGAAUCGUUGCCAAGGUUCAACUUUUAGCAAGACGUUGCUGCGGCUCAGAGCCCGCUGGGGGGGAUGACUUUGAGAUCACCUUGGCCACUCCAGUGCACAUGGAUAUAGACACACACACACACACACACACACACACACACACACACACACACACACACCAGUGGGCAUUUGUUGUGUAAUGAUCUCUCAGCAGCAUAUACUUUUGCGAAAUACUCCCACAGACAAUCGUUUUGUGGAAUAUUAUUUAUGACUAAUGACAAAAUGAGAUUUACUGCAUGUUCACCUAUCAAAUACGUCACUGAAAGUAAAGCUAUUUGCAUGUAUUAUCACAAGACUAAAUAACUCUUUACCAAACUGAGUGAUGAUGACUGUGGCUACAUUGUUUAGUGAACUCUUGAUGAGCUUUAAGGGAGCUGUCUGAUUAUCUAUAACAUUAUGCACUAAAGGGAACACUAUUGAUUUUUGUUUCCAUGUUGCGAUUCUCAAAAAAAGUAUGCUGACUUAAAUGUUUACAAAAAAGCAUCCCAUAACUGCUGUAAGCUUUUACAAUAGAGCCUUUAAUUAAAGAGAA